Messenger RNA from Eurytemora carolleeae, 626 nucleotides. Its product is annotated as neuronal calcium sensor 2. Bases 186 to 533 code for a protein of 115 amino acids. Lineage: Eukaryota; Metazoa; Arthropoda; Copepoda; Calanoida; Temoridae. Gene Ontology annotation, molecular function: calcium ion binding. The record is from RefSeq and is a predicted model, not a curated record. The transcript is spliced from 7 exons.
GAUGUAGAUCAGACUGAUGUUGCCGGGGUAGAUGAUGUUGUUGUAGAUCAGAGUGAUGUGGCUCCAAUAGAAGAUGCUGUUGAAGAUCAAAAUGCUGUUGCUCCGGUAGAUGAUUCUGUUUCCAAUAAUAUUUAUUCUGUUGAAGACAAUGAAAUCCCAGAAACCGGUUCUGGAGUUCUCGUGCAAUGCCCUGGAGGAGAUUUAGAUUGAUGUCUUUCCAGGUUCGUGAGUAUUUUGAUUCUUUUGUCGCUGAGCACCCAAACGGAAAGAUGAAAAAGAAGGAUUUCCGUGAUAUGAUGUCAAAGGCUCUUCCUGAAAAAGAUGCAAGCAAGAUGGAGCCUCACAUAUUCAGGAUUUUUGAUUCGAACAACGAUGGUUUCAUCGAUUUCGUCGAGUUCAUAGUCGUCUUCUACAUUUUGUCCGAUGGAUCCCCAUACGAGGUCCUGGAGAAAAUUUUCAGAGUGUUUGAUGUUAACUGGAAUAUUGCUCGAAUGGGCGGAAAUGGAGCAGAGGAUAUGCAACUCGAAGUAUGACAAAUCCAAAGGCAAAUAGGCUAGGAAACACUCUAUUCUUCAUGCUUACAUAAAUGAGAACUUCUUCUUGAAAAAAUAUAAUUCAGUAACGAG